Messenger RNA from Sceloporus undulatus (fence lizard), 2193 nucleotides. It is a transcript of the gene GYPC, whose product is annotated as glycophorin C (Gerbich blood group). The transcript has 3 exons. Gene Ontology annotation, cellular component: membrane; cortical cytoskeleton. Lineage: Eukaryota; Metazoa; Chordata; Lepidosauria; Squamata; Phrynosomatidae. Bases 263 to 544 code for a protein of 93 amino acids. The record is from RefSeq and is a predicted model, not a curated record.
CCUCCCCUCCUACUGUUGAGUUGGAGAGGCCAAGCGACAUGACACAUUGGGCUGCUUCCUUUUCCAGGGGUAAAUGGUCAAGAACCAGAGCAAGAGCAUCUGAACAAGAGCUGCUUUCUCCUGCUUUCUCCCCAGCCCUUCCAGCUGUUCUGCUUCAUCCAUCUUUGGACUGCGCCUAGGGGAGCAAAUUCUCUGUACAAAAACAAAAAAGGGGGACAUAUUUUUUUAAUUUUUAAUUUAUUUUUUUAUGAAUGCAUAAAGGAUGAAUUCCUAUAACAGUUCAACAUCUGCUCCGUCCGCAAAUAUUGGAAGUUCUCCAACAGGAGCUGAUAUUGCAGUCAUUGGAGGUGUUAUUGCAGCAGUGGCUUUUGUCUUGAUUUGCCUCUUGGUGGUGAUGCUGAGAUACAUGUACCGGCACAAGGGCACCUACCACACCAAUGAAGCAAAGGGAACUGAGUUUGCUGAAAGCGCAGAUGCUGCUUUGAAAAAUGACCCUACCCUUCAAGAUGCCAUGGAUGAGAGCCGAAAAGAAUACUUCAUCUGAGCACAAAGGCAGCCCCACUGAGACAAGCUUAGUCAUUCUCUUCUUCCCAAGGGAAUCAAUCAGAUAUUACAUCAAAUAGCACUGGAAAUGUGGAGACUGCACAGAAGAGAACAAGGGGACUAAUUGAAAUAUUGAUGUAUGUCCCCAAGAACUAAACACCAGAUCUGUUGCUGUUUAGUUGAUUACCAAUACAGCUCAGUUCAAUAUCAGAUCAGGAAAAACAAAAAUCUUAGGAUGAAUGAGUGAUUACCUGAUAGCAGAUAAUAGCAUCAAAUGUCAAACCUUGACAUUUAGCAAAAAUAGCAAGUAUCAAUGGAAUGCUUCAUCAUCAACUCCUUGAACUCUCCUGCACCAAUAUGAUACCUGAAAAUGAAUUUUAAGUGGCAACCCAAGUGGCAAAAUGCAUAAAACAAGGAGGCUCCUGAGCCCCAAACUGCUUUUUGUAGUACAGACAUUUUGUUUUCUUUAACAUAGUAAGCUUGCCUGUGUGAAUAAUAUAUAGUUUUUGUUGUUUUGUUACUCUUUUCUUUUCUUUUUUUAAUAUACUGAAGUUUAAAUCAAGAAGCAAAACCAAUGACUAGAUUCUGACAGGAAAACACUGAAGAAACUUUUUUAUAUGAAGGAUUUUAAGUAUAGAUACCACAUGGUAUUAUAAGAUGUUUUCUAUGCUGGGAAACUAUGUUGCUUUCUUUAGGGCCUGUAUUGGCUCAUUGUUUUUAGUUUCAUAUCCAUGAGCAUACACUUUUUCUCACUGCUUCCUAAAUUUUACGGCUGUCUCUAUCUGUAUCCUUGUUCCAGUUGCUUCAUUUUCAAGGAUUCAUAAUGUCUGUUUAUGUUUACAGAAGUGAUUGUGUCACUGCAGAGGAUAACCUGCAGUAAAAAUGGGAAUAUACAAACCAAAGUAAAAAAACAUAGUUUGUGCUAACAGUAGGAAUCCUGUUCCUACCACUUCGAUGUGAAAGUGGGUACAUUUUAAGUAGAGUGCUGACUCUGUCUUAGAGCCAUUCCAUACAAAACCAGUGCAUGAUCAAUAUGUUUUUUGAAGACUGGUUUUGAUUAGGCUUACCUAAGACAUUUUGCUGCCUAAAAUAUAGGACAAAAUCCCUCUUCCCUCCCAUUAUAAAACAGCUAGACAAAAUCCCCCUUUGCUCCCAUUAUAAAAUAGUUGAAUCUUAAUUGAUUUGGCAAGAAGACAAUGACCUCCACUGGACUAGAGUGCAGUAGACCUAAUAAGAGUUCAGACAAGGCCACAUGGUAAUCACACAUCUGUUUCCCAAAACCAUGCUGCUGCUUUAGGGUUGAACCUGUUUGUCAUGUUUUCAUGUUCAUAGAAGAAAUAGUAGUAAUUUGUCCCAGAGUUGAAAUUAUAAGGGAGCCUAAGAGGCAAUACGCUUACCUUUUGAGACUGCCCACUUUCUCUACUAUUUUUGGAUGAAUGCAACCAUACCAUGAUGUUGCUAAAGCUGAAGGGAAUGUAGGGUUGUGGACCAUACACUUCCUUUGAUCCUCAUACAUUUCCACUCACAAUGUGAACAGUAAUUUAUUUAGUUUUCUACCCCCCUUUCCCAUGUUUUAUAUACUUUCACUUACUUUUAAUGCACUUGUCAUGAUCUUCAACUGUCACAAUAAACUCAUUUAAUAGAAAUUUA